Molecule: messenger RNA, 3241 nt
Organism: Protopterus annectens (West African lungfish)
Lineage: Eukaryota; Metazoa; Chordata; Ceratodontiformes; Protopteridae
Gene: NPY5R
Product: neuropeptide Y receptor Y5
Exons: 4
Coding region: 259-1602 (447 amino acids)
Biological process (GO): G protein-coupled receptor signaling pathway
Cellular component (GO): plasma membrane; neuron projection
Molecular function (GO): neuropeptide binding; neuropeptide Y receptor activity
Source: RefSeq, a predicted model, not a curated record
CAGCCAGUAACUAAAACUGUAAACAGCGAACAUCUUAAUGGGAAGGUAACAGGACGUCCCAGUAGCUCAGACUACUGUCAGAAGUUUUGGAACUUAAAAGUACUUGGAUGAGUUAAUUAAACGGUACUUAAAAAUGUGACAUAAAACCAUGGCGCCUCUGUUUGGGUUUGCAUCUCAAAACCACUGGAGCAUACGGGCCAUAAACUGAUUGAGAUAUAUGAUGCCAGCACAUGAUUACUGUGAUCAGGUCCAUAUAAUAUGGCUUUAGACUACAGAAACAGAAGCAACAUCAAUGCUACAGUGGAUGGCAAUGUCACAUCCUCCCACGAUCCCAAGUAUCCUUCUUGGGAAGACUUUAGCAGUGUGGAAGAAGUGCAAUAUGCCCUUAUUGGACUGUACACAUUUGUAAGCCUUCUUGGCCUUUUAGGAAAUGUACUUGUUUUAGUAGUGCUGGUCCGGAAAUGGAAACAGAAAACAAUGAUGAACUUUCUUGUUGGAAAUUUGGCUUUUUCUGACAUACUGGUUGUGUUGUUUUGUUCACCAUCUACUUUGACAUAUGUUUUGUUGGACCAGUGGAUAUUUGGUGAACUUAUGUGUCACAUUGUACCAUUCAUACAGUGUGUGUCAGUCAUGGUUUCAACUUUAAUGCUUAUGUCCAUUGCCAUGGUUAGAUAUAUAAUGGUAAAGCAUCCCCUUUCUAAUCAUUUGACAGCAAAUACUGGCUAUCUUGUACUAGGAAUUACUUGGGGUCUUGGAUUUGCAAUCUGUUCUCCUCUCCCUGUGUUUUACAAAACUGAAGAUCUCAGCCAAGCUUUUAACUUACAGUCUUGGAGUAACAAAUACUUGUGUAUCGAGUCCUGGCCGUCAGGUAAAUAUAGAAUAGUAUUCACUAUGUGCUUACUCUUUAUUCAGUACAUACUGCCUUUAGCCUGCCUUAUUAUCUGCCAUGCUAUUGUGUGCAGAAGCAUAAGCUCCAGAGUUCUAAACAGGGACACCAAAAUGGAAGAAAAUGAAAUGAUAAAUUUAACUCUUCACCAGCCUGAGAAAAAUGGAUCUCAGCCACAGAUUUCCCAUGUAAGGCGCUGGAGCUAUUCAUUUGUGAGAAAACAUAAGAAACGCUACAGCAGAAAGUGUGCUAGUGUGGUGCCAGCAAUGUCAAAGAACCAUCGAGGAGCUUCUAAUUCUGGUGAACUUCUAAGGAUUCCUGCCACAACAAGUGAUCAGAAUUCCCCAUCAGGUUUGUUUUUACCUGGAGUCCCUGUUUGCUUUGACAUAAAACCUGAAGAAAGUAGUAAGUCAGAGAAGGCAUUGACAACUACAAAACCUGUUUCUCGGAUGAAGAAGCGAUCCAGAAGUGUUUUUUACAAACUAACUAUUAUAAUACUUGCCUUUGCUGUUAGCUGGCUGCCACUUCAUCUCUUCCAUCUUGUGACAGACUUUAAUGAAAACCUUAUCUCAAACCAGCAUUUUAAGAUAGUCUACUGUACCUGUCAUUUGCUGGGUAUGCUGUCUUGCUGUCUUAAUCCAUUAUUAUAUGGAUUUUUAAAUAAUGGCAUCAAAACUGAUGUACUUUCUUUGGUUAAAUGUUGUCACUUGGCAUGAUGAGACUUAAUGUUUAAAAAUAUGGGUUGAAAUGCACCAUUAAUUCAUCUGUCAGAAAUGACAUGAUGAUUUUAAUGAUAUUUGUACUCUAGAUUAAUGACGUGGAGAGGAUUGUUUAAAGAAAGGGUUCCACUCUUUUGCCAGGUGCCAAAGUCUGUUUAUCAUGAUAGUUCAGGUAGUAUAUAGCACAGCAUUUAUGGUGGAGUUGUCUGUGGACAAGCAGCAGACUUGAUUACAUUGGUAUAAAAGGAACGUGCUGUAAAUAAAUAUGUGAGGGACUAACAGAGUGUUCAAGUUCCUGAAAUAAUGCAGUCUUAGAACCACAUUAUAAGAAAAGUGCUGAGAUACUAGUUUCUUUUCUCAUUUUGUGCAAACUUUUUCACACGGGAAAGUGAACAGUGUAUUAUAUGAUGUUUUGAGAGGUAUGUAACUCUAAACGGUCAUGAAACUUAAGUGGCUUUGGAAAAAUCUGUGUCUAAUAUGUAUGAAUCUAAACCAUUUUUAGAAAAUAGGUGCAGCUGGUCCUUUGCUGGCUGCAUAAAACUCUAGCCCGAACUUACAGUCAUGCAGUUUCUGGAAACAUCCUAACAAAUGGGUGCUGCAUGUAUUCACUACAAGAAUAUACAGUAGAAGUUUCUGUUUAUUUAACAAACAAUAUUACAGUACAUGCACCUAUCUUUAAUCUAAUGAGAUGUGUAUUUUAUGUCUGAGCUGUUUAUUGCUUUUUUACUAAUUUUAUAUAUAGUAAGGAAGUUUGGAUUGUGCAGCUUCAUAAGAAAAGCUUUUGAAUGGAACACAAGUGCAAUGUCAGUUACAGAUCUGUGUUUGAUGGCGUGCUACAGAAAACUCUCAUUUGUACCUGAUCUCGGUACCUGUAAGACAAAAUGUAUUCUAACUAGGAAACUCAUUCCUCCUGCAGGGCAAACAUUAAGUACCCAGUGCAAACCAUGAUAAUAAUUUUGGGCUUUAGUGGCUUGCUUUCCAGUCAUCUUGCCAAUAAAAAAAAUAUAGCUUUGUCCAGCACAAUAACCUCCCCACUACCGCAGUCAUGACUAUCAUUAAGUUGUUUAUAAUAUGCACAUUCUAUGAGUUUAUCUACAAGACCAAUAGCACAGCACCUGCCUAUAAGUGCACAGUGAAAUUCAUAGGUAAAAUGAGUUUUUGUUUUCAUUUUGGCUGAGUUAUCACUGAGUGAUACAGCUGUUACUGAGGUUGUCACUAGACAGUCACAAAAUGAAAUGCCUAAUUGCAUUUGGUGGAAUAUAAUGCUAUAUUUUAUGUACUUCUUUCUUGUAACCACAGCUUUUCUGGUUCUUCAUCUAAACCAGAAUACAGGAAGAAUUAACUGGUAUGAAAUGAACACAUGGCAUAGCAAUGAUUUAGUUAGGCAGUCUUCAGAGUGUGGUAUAACUUGUGUCUCAUACUAACCUCCCCCCAAAAAAGCAUACUCCUCCCUUAUUUCUGUUGUUAAAACAUUCUUGCUUUAUUUUGAUUUUCUAUUUGCAGACUGUUGAUACAUAUAAGUUAUGAACAGUGACUUAAGUAGUCUCACUAAGUGAUGUUUAAUUGACAUCUCAGAUGCUCAGGUAAGAGCCGCCCUCUCCAAAGCAAAAAACACAGCAUCAAUGGGACCAGACGG